UUAUGACACGCGCUCGACGUCCUUCCUGUGCGUCGCGCGCUUUUCCGGAAACUCCAGCCAUGCGGGCGAAAUGCCACCGUGGGAACGCGAAAUACAGCGAGGAAGAAAGUAAACAAAAAGAGCGAGAAAAAUACAUCUCGCGUGGAGCGUGUCUUGUGGCAGAUAAGAUAGCGAGCGCGUUGUGCGUGUGUACACGAAUGCGGCCUUGCGUUGGCGCGUGACGUUCGGCCGUCACAAAAAGAAAAAAAGAGGACGACGGAGGGACCUCCCUUUGAUUGCCUUAUUUUUUUGCGACGGCUCUGGGAGACGCACGUCUCCUCCGCGUGCGUUUUGGAAAAAAAACAAAGUUCGCGUGUCGUAGUGAUUUGUUGUGUCCGAUUUUACACCUUCGUGUUGUGCCACAUUGUAUUCCCUGCGACCGGCCAAGGCUCGGGCGAAGGCGCCCAGCGCUCUCAUCUAAAUGGCCGACAGCAGUACUACCACCGGCGCCAGUGCCAGCUGCCUCAGCAGCCGGGGGGGAGGCCCAUCGAGUGACAGCUCCUCCGGGCCCUCGUCGCCCCACCAGGAGGAGCCCGACCCGCUGAGCGACCGCCUGCUGCUCGGACCACACAUCGAUGAGUCACAGGGAGGACACCCGGUCAAGUUUGGCGAGCUCGUGCUGCUAGGGUACAAUGGGUCUUUACCCCAUGGCGAGAAAGGUAGGCGGCGGAGCAAAUUCUUCCUGUACAGGCGGCCCUUCCCCAAUGGCAUCAAGAAGUCCAAGCAUUACAUCGUCAAGACACCGCAGUCUUCAAAGUACCGGCAGGCCACUAAAGUUGGAGGAAAGACUACACGGUCUGCACUCAUGGCUGUGCUGGACAGCAAGCAGCACUCCAUUUCGUACACGCUAUCGCGGACGCAAGCGGUCAUCGUGGAGUAUGUGCUCGACGAGGAAACGGACCUGUUCCAGAUUGGCCGCUCCUCGGAGAGUCCCAUCGACUUUGUGGUGAUGGACACGGUGGCCGGUGGGGACAACAAGGCGGGUGCCUGUAGGGUCGCCCAGAGCACCAUCUCCCGCUUUGCCUGCCGCAUCCUGUGCGAGCGCAACCGCUCGCACCGCUCGUGCGUGUUUGCCGCCGGAUUCGACUCCUCCCGAAACAUCUUCCUCGGGGAGAAAGCGACCAAAUGGCAGCAGGACGGUGAGAUAGACGGCUUGACGACCAAUGGCGUCCUCAUCAUGCACCCGCAAGGGUCUUUCUGCGGUGGUGCGACACCCGGAAUCUGGCGCGAGGUGUCCGUCGGUGGCAACGUGUACGCCAUCCGCGAGUCCCGAUCGGCCCCCAAGAAGGGUGUCAGGAUUGACGACGAGACGAACGUUCUGCGAGACGGCUCGCUCAUUGACCUCUGCGGAGCUACACUCCUCUUUCGGUCGGCCGAGGGACUCCUGAAGUCACCGACGAAGCAGCACUUGGAGGCACGCGUGGAGGAGCUGAACGCGGGCCGCCCCCAAUGCCCCGUGGGUCUGAACACCCUGGUGAUUGCGAGCCGUGCCACCCUGAGCCAGGGGGACAAGCAGCCGUACGUGUACCUGCACUGUGGCCACGUCCAGGGCCUGCACCACUGGGGACUCCCUGAGGGGGCCUCCAAUGUGCGCACCUGCCCGAUGUGCCUCAAGAAGGGUCCCGUGGUCAAGCUAUGUGUGGGCAUCGAGCCAGCCUUCUACGUGGACAACGACCCACCGAACCACGCUUUCAAUCCGUGUGGCCACAUGGCUUCUGAAAAGACUGUCAAGUACUGGGCCUCGGUGUCCAUCCCGCACGGCACCAACGGCCUUCAGGCGGCCUGCCCCUUCUGUGCCACCCAGCUGGAAGGGUACCCGGGAUAUGUGCGCCUCAUCUUCCAGGACCACAUCGACUGAUUGUUGCUGUUUACCCCCUCCCAUUCUUCUUGCUCUCGUGGGGCCUCAGCAGCUGACGGCAUUCGCGAGUGUUCGAAAGAAGAAGAAAAAAGCCAAAGGCGCAAUCACCCUCUCUCAGCUUCAACCUUCUGCGGUCACCACGAGAGCGGGAAGUGCUGAAUGUCGAUGGGAUGCCUUUGGUCUGUGUCCCCAUACUACAAUCCACCUGUCUCUCGAGGCAGGAUGUCGCGAGCAGCAGCGUGCUGCGCUGUCGUUGUUCGUCGCAUCGUUGGAUGAGGUCUGCUGAAGUCAUCGAGACUGCGGACAACGUUGUCAGUGGCUGCAGUCUCCAAGAACUGGGAGGAUGGUGCGCCGUCUUUCUCCGCUUUAAGUGGGGACACUGGAAGUUGCCGACGAGCGUGACGGAGCUUUGUUGUAAUGAAAUCUGCUUCCAUGCCAUGCCAACUGGAUCUGAUCGUGCACCUGGCUGCAAGUGCGACGUCCUCCCAGUACAUGCACUGGUAGACACCUGGGGUGCACAAUAGGUGGAGCUGUGCGUGGUUUAGUGACCUGUGAAUAGUUAAACAAAACUGAUGACGAAACAUUUUGUUGCAAAAUCCUAAUGGGAGGCUUCGUAACUUAGUAGAAGGAUCUUGCCAAAUUUAAUGUUAUAGGAAGUUGCGAUGGGAUGUCUGAUGCAGUUUCAUCGUAAAACUACUUUACUUGACUGAAAAAAAUAAACGUCAUGGUGGAUAGUCUUGUCUGGGCUUCUAGUGGCCCUGACAAGACAAAAUGCACCAGCUUGUGGAUUGUGCACCACAGGUGUUGAAUCACAGGCUCUGGGCUGUUGCUUUGCACCAAGUGCAAUAUCGCACAUGUAGGGAAGAGUCACUGUCCUGCUUUGUCAUGCCAUAUUGACCGAAUCGGUGGUGCAUGGUACGUGGUAGGGGUGUGCGAAUAUUCGAAACUUUUGAAUAACAAAUCGAAUAGUAUUUUAUUAGAUUGUCUUUGAAUCAAAUAGUCACUAUAUUUGUAUAUGUCAUUUUAUUUCGAAUACUUUUUGAAUAUUUGAAAACGUCAACUGUGCCCAAGUAAACAUAAAAUUGGAGUACAGUAAAUUUUCACGCCUGUGGGCAUAGUAUAGACAUAAAACGUGAGAAUAUGCUUAGCGGAGCAGGCUACGUCACUUAGGUAACCAUACUUUACAGGCUGUACAGCAAUCACUUGCACUUUCUGGAGAGCCCUGUGGAUGCGAAGAAAGUACUUGUUUGCUCCUAAUGCUCCAUUAGUGCUUUUCGUAAACAUUUCAUAAUGUACCAUGUGAUCGCAGGAACUUGCUUAUGUUAAGAAUGCUGGGAUAUGAACAUUGUUUUGCGUUAAUUCUAACUGCUGUUCAUUAUUUGAAAACUAUUCAGAAAGUAUUCGUUAUUCGGUUCCCUUCUGGUGCUAUUUGAUUCGAUCUUAAAAAUCUCUAUUCGCACACCCCUAGAACCUGGAUUGUGGGUGAAAUUGAGGCCAACUGUGACCGGUAACUUGUACCUUGUCAUUUGGUGUUGCUUGUUUUGUGUGGGAAGGGUGUAGGUGCUUUUGACAAUAUGCCGGGAAGUAAAUGCCUUGCGUAUCAUCGUUUCUUGUUGCAUUGUACCGAGCAGCAAUUUGGAAAGUGUGUUCACCGGAUACGUUAGCAGGAAGGCAUUCACGAUGACCGCAUCUCUCCGUGUGUUAAAAUUGUGACGGUUUGCUCGAAGUCUGCAAGAAUCCUGUUUUUCAAUGAACUAUAGCUUAUGUUUCAUGGAAUUAAGCAGCAAACUGAGAGGGUUGUUAUGUCAAAGGGGCGGCAGAUGGAAGCGUUUCUAAUGUGGAGUCUGCUAGAAGUUGUCUAUGGUGGAAUCGCUUAAGUGUUUGUGAAACUUGAAUUCCAGGUCGUGAUGAAUUUCGUGGUGCACAGAAGUGCGGUGUGCACGUCUCGCUUAUUGUAAUGACUCUGUGCCAUUUAAGAAACUGCCGACUGUUAUGGACCACUCCUCAAUAACCUGUUUUACAGUUUUGACUAGCCUCUGCUAGGAGGCGGGGAGGGCGAUGUAUUUCAGGACCAAGUAGACGUAUGAUAGCGCUAUACGCUACUGCAAACGAAAUGUAAUGCUGCGGUGCACCUAGCAAUGCGUGUGCUUGAAGUUUAGUUGCAUGAAAAGGGAUUUGACUGAGCACAUACUUUGGGCUGCUUUUGAAACACAGAAUCUCUUGUUGUGCCAAGUGUAGGAUUACUUCAGAAUUGAAACAAUUGUUUCAUUGUAAUUCUUGGUGUUAAGAGUGGUUCUUUUUUGUUGCCCUUUGUUUCCUUGUUGCCUUCUGGCUACUGGUAUUUACUGCAAUGCCAUUGCACGAAAUAGCAUUGUGCACGUGUUCUCGCAUUGUUGAACGCUCUGGGCGAACAGCACAAUUCGUCUCAGUUGCUCUGAGACCGUGCUGUGUACUCUGCUGUCAUGGAGUUUGAGCCAUUUUGAGGUACAUUGGUAUUGCUUUAGCUGAACAACACCUUUGUUCACAUUCAGCCAAAGGAUUUCCCUUUCAUUUUGUUGGAUACAAGACACUUCAUGAGGGGAUGGCAAUUUCUAUAGCUUGAUUUCAUCAUCCUAGGCUUGGUUGAACAUUGGGCUUACAAGAGUUCUUUGGGCUUACAAGAGUUCUGCGAAAUGAGCUUUUGUGAGAGAUGCAGUCUGCAGUCUUCAGAUUGCUCAUGUCCUUUGUUUCUUCUUUUUUUAUCUUAGUUUGAAUUGUUAAGUGACAUGUUUUCCUGAGUGGGGUCAGUUUAUAGAAUGUGCCUGUUGCUCCUUUCUUUCUCCUCCUCUGGUGUUUCCAUUUUGUGAGACAUUUACAUCAAGACAUUCCGAUCUUCCUUCAUGUGUUGCGUGACUGCUGUGCAAAAAGGCACGGGGUGUUUGUUGGCUUAAUUUUUGAAAGAGGCCGCCGGAUAUCACAUUGCAGCAUCGUGUCUGCGUUUUAAAAUAAGUCAUGCACUCGUCAUCGUCAUCAAUGUGGACUGCAUUUUCUUUUCACUUUCAUUUCAUGUUCUAUUUCACUGUGACAAUGCCAUUGGCGUUCACCAGGGAAAAGACGGACUUGCCACGAUCUGUUGAUUAAAACUUGGAAUCCUAGUGUUGUAGCUGUAGUUGUUAGUGACAUUCAGAAAGCACUUUGAAUUAAUGUGACAUGACUCGUGCUCUCCAUGGUUCAGCCAUUCUACUUGUGUAGUGCUUCUGGCUUGCCGUAAAUCGGGCUGGAUUCUCAACUGAUUGCUUAGAUGCUUUCACUUUUGAGUGGCAUGGCAUGUAGGGUGACACCUCGCCAAAUUAACGGGAGCCUUUCUAUGCACUCGUGACUUGAAAAGAACACUUGGGUGUGUGGUGUACUGUCACAAAGGCUUUGUUGCACAGACUUUUGUCACGCCUGCUUUUCGUCACAGCUGCUUUUUGUCACACCCACUUUGGCCUCAGUCCAUCAAUGCGUGCCAAAAGAGACGCCUUUGAAAGUGAUCGAUUGGGAAUACGGAUUCAGGCUGGUUGAACAUCAUGCGCACAACUUCCUUGUUUGCUUUAUUUUGAGCAUUGCUUCUCAACACAUCACCUUCUCCUUCUGGUUUUAUCAGUUAUGUCCGUUCAAUGUUAUUCAACGUUCCCCGGUCAGUUGCCCAUUCCUUGUCCUGUCUUUUGGUGCUGAGCUCUUUCCUGGUAUCGUCCCUGCACCUUUCCUCACAGUGACUGUUUCUUCCUGCUGCUACAGUCGGUAAGGUUGUCACGACUUGAUUUUGUGGAAAGAGGCGCCUGUGACGGUCAAAAAUGGCACAAGGUUAUUGCGUGCACGACGUGCAGAGAGUGUUAAAUUUUGAUUCCAUGAAAGGUAGAUCGUGUUCUUUAGAGGAGUGCUUAAUAUCUUGAUAGUGCGUGGUUUCGCUUUUGGCAACCAGCACGAGGACAUGCACAGAUGUGCACAGACGAGUACAAAUGUACGCCUGCAGGGCGUUUUGAAAACUUGCGUUCUCAUUGUGCAACAAAGAAGGAAUGUCCUGCUUCCUUUGUUGUGCCCAGUUCUAGGUCCAGAACCUUCUUGAGGCGACCACCUGCUUCGGCAGUGCUGGAACCUGACGGCAAACCAUAUCAUAUAGCUGCUACCCAUAGUUAGUGAUUCAUUGACAAACGACCAAGGUUAAGGCUCUGUUUUAUAUUUACGACUUGGCAACUGAUGGUAAGGAAUGACCAGUAUAGUUAAACCUCGUUAUAAUGAAGCUGUGGCCAACUAAAAAUACCUUUGUUAUUUCAAAUAUUAGUUAUGAGCAGGUAUUUGUUAUGUACUGUUGUUGGUGAGAAAAAUUUUAAGUUUAAUUUGUUAUAUCUGAUAUUUCGUUGUAUUUGUGUUCAUUAUAUUGAAGUUCAACUGUAGGUUGUUGGCAAAUAAGGUCCCCGAGCCAAUUCUUAAGUUGUCUUUCUUGCAAAUAGGCUACUGUCAUGCAUCUUGCAUCUCCUAAUUCAUACCACAUCCCACAUGAGGAUGGUCGUUGAGAGAGGGCUACCAAUUCUGCAAAUCAUUCUAAAAGCUCUUGAGUGCCUGUAUGUUUGGCCAUAAUCGAAUAGUCAGUGGUAAAGCAUGAAAUUCUCAGAACGCUAAUCAAGUGGUAGCUGGAAAUGUCAAAUUUAUUUUCGAAAUCUUGGAUAGGGGAGCAGUCGUGAAAGUAUCGCAUAGUGGAGCACAAACUGCAAACGAUACUUACGUGAUUGUGGUUUCCCGUGUAGUAGGCCUAGGAUCUGCAAUAAAAGACUAGUUAUAUGUUAAUUGCCCAAAUGGCAUUGCACAGUUGUACGGGGGCAGCUGCAAACAGAACUGGGUGUGGUUACAAUGCAGUGCAAAAAGAUGUAGGCAUAACUGUUGGCGUUCUUGCAUUCAUCUUUUCACCAUUGCCUCUUUUGUUUCAGCGCUGUUUGAAGCUGUGCUUACUAUCUUUACACUACAGCUUGGAGGUUUGCUGCCUGUAUGUAAUAUCUAGUACGAACGCUGCACCUUUUCCUUAAAAUUUGUAAAAUCCAAUGCCAUACAUUUGUUGGUUUAUUAUGCACGGCGAGUUGCAUUUUCGCAGCAGGAGUGAGACGCUUGAGUCUUUUAUUUAUUGUUUUUCAUUGUUUACAAUGGUUUCUGGUGUCCCAUCUCGCAUCCUGGGUGUCGAGCAUCGACGGCUGCUGUCUCCCUUCGCUUAUUGUUAGAUGUGUCUCACUUGGAAAGUGUGCGUUGCCCGCAGGUCUUCUUUUCCAGGUUUGAAGGGGUAGCACAAAACUCUCGCGACAAUCACAUGCUCUCUAUGAGGCUACGAGCGUGUCAUGGGAGGGAGAGAAGUUAUUUAUAGCAUGUUUCUUUCUUUUCUUCCAGCCGUGUUUGUAGGAUAAUGUUUCAUGCAUUUUCUCUAGUAACCUAUGAGACGAUCUUCUUUGUUAAUUUUUUUUUUUUCAUUUUGGGUUCAUGUUUUUCGACAACAUAUGUUCGUUUAUUUCUUGUGUGGUGGUUCUUCUAGAGCCUGUGUUCUGUGCUUGCCUGCAUUGAUUCGAGUUUGUGAUUUGUUCUUCUGAACUGUCAGUUGCCUUUCUUCUUAAGUGUGUGGACAUCAUGGUUGCUUGUGGUUUUCUGACAGCGCAGUUUGUGUGUAUCAAUUUUGCCCUAAGGCAUAUGCAUCUUUUUCUUUUAAUUUGCAUCUAGCACAGGCAGUCUCUGUAGUUUACACACUUUUUGUUUGUAUGAAUGAAAUUUUUUAGUAGAAAUAGAAGUGUCUGCUUAAGCUGCUAGUAUUGUAGCGCACCUUUUUAUGGAAUUGUCAAAUUGAGAGGUGUGAUUCAUUCUUAAUCUACAUCCAAUUUUUCUCUCCACCCUUUCUGUCGUCCACGCUUUCUCUACUUUCUGGUAUUCAGAUGUUCAUGAAUGUAGUCCAGAAAGGACUUUCAUGCAGUUGUAAGCUUGUACAAAUUAAUUGUAAAAAUUCGAUUGUCGUUGUCAGAAUUAGAGCUUUGUUAAUUUGCAGUGCAUUUCUUUUUUAUUGUGUGUGUGAAUUGUCCUUUUCUGGAGUGCCAUUGAAGUUGACCAAUUUUCGCGUGUCUCGCGAUAUACGCAGGACUUCUCUCUCGGGCUGUUUUCUGCCUAGUCGUGAAUUGCCUUGGAAUUUUGAUUUUGCAUUUUUGUCGUGUCCUCAACCAGAAAGGAAAUCAUUCCAUUCAUGUUGCUUUCGUGUUGCAUUCUUUUUUCUUCGUUCGCUUUAUAUAUUUGCACAAACAUUUUGUGUUGCCAAAUUUGUGACAAGCACUUUCCAUACUGCAGCAGAUAGUGAAAUGGAAUACUGACACUUCCAGCAAGCCCCUCUUCAUGUAAUUAUUGAUGUUUACUAGAGGCUCGCCAAUAUUUUUGUUUCAUAGUACAUGCUUGGCAUGACAUAUUAUUUCAACAAAUUCUUAAGAUUAAACACUGUUUUCAGCAUAGUGUGCUUGCAUUCUGGGUUAGGAAAUGUAAAUUCAGGAAAUAGCAGGAUACGGAUUGCAUAUAAAUUUCAUUAAAAUUUUGGGUUUAGCCUUUGCUUAAAGAUUUAAGAUCUUUCAUUGUGGAGUAUGAGUGACAGAAAAACAUUUCAGCCUGCCAGUUAAAAUUUUAAUGGAGUUUGUGAGUUUAGGAUGGCUCUAGCUACGAGGGGACAGUAAUUUGAAGAUUUGAGUUCCCCUCUAAACGUGGCCCAGGAUAAAAAAUUUUAAACACGUCUGUUUUACAGAAUGUACUUUUCCUGGAAUUAAAAUGGAGGUGGCUGAAAGUUGUACUUUAAGUUCGAGAACUGUUUCCAGUUAUUAUGCAAUCCGAGUUUGCAUCUCUUGAAAGGUUCGUUGUGGCGGGUCGCUACAAGAACUGUAUCUUGCAGCAAAUGAAAAAUUCGGCUUGCUGUGGCAUGCAAUGUGAUUGUUUCAGCAAGGUCCUGCUGCAUGUGUACUUACCAAAAUGGUUUUCUCACUUCGUCAUUUCUCCUUGCCGUGUACAAAAGCGCGCUAUCCUUUUCGGCCCAAGUAUGAUUUUUCACGGUGCUUUCUAACGUGGAAGGUGCCAGGCUAUGUAUUCGCUACAAGAAGUACAGCUGAGUGUUUGUUUCAAAGUUCCUCAGUCUUGUGUGCGUAUAUCUUCAGUUUUAGUCUUGCACCAGUUAGCCUAUGACCUGUACAGUGGAACCUGAGGCCACUUGCUGGCUAGCAACAACAGUGACGCUAAUGGGUGUCUCAAACAAUCUGUGAGUAAUGUAAAAGCAAGUGCUUGAAAAUAUACCUCAUAGGCAAUUUUUAAAAUUAUCGACUAUUACGAUUCCCCAGUCGCAGCAAGCAACAUGUGUGCCUCUCAGAGUUAAUUUCCGUUUCCUCCCUCUGAGGGCUCUUUAUGUACAUAUGUUUGUGCAGAAAAUGCUUCGGUCCACGAGCUUGUGCGUGUGCUUAGUUGGGAGGUGGAGUAGACACUUUCUGGUGUGCACAUUUCUUUUUUGUUAUAAACGCUGAAGCUUGUUGUACGUUCAGUCACACUGUACCCUCAUGCCUGCAUUUCUUGUAAACAACUGUUUGCCACAGUGCAUGCACCGAGUUCAAGAGCAGAAGGUGGCUGUGGCGUUCUGUAUUUAUGGGCUUUAGAAGAUAUUUUGCCGAGAGGCGGAGUUUCCAGGAAAGUGAUGUUGCGAGACACCCAAGUGCAGACUGGGAUGAAACCGCUCCCUGUCCAAUUCUCAUAAGAAUAAUAUCGGCAAAAAGUGCAUCAAAAUUAUAAGUGUAAUGUAAUGCGCAGCGCUGCGUCGGCUUGUUCAUUUACUGGCUUCUUUGAACUGUCUGCAGAAUCGUCUGUGGCUACAUGCACGUUGUGAUAGUAUUUUCUCCAGCCGACUGUUAUUGGUUCCAGAGGUGCAUUGUGACUCAACUGUUUUGAAGACGCCCAAGCCUGGCUUCUGUGUAACUUUUACACCAGCAGAAUGAUUCCAAUAUGCAUGCCGAAGUGCGCACAGAUCUAAUGAGUGAGCCAAUUUAUUGUGGACAGUGCUGAAAGAGACAUGAAAAAAGCACACACACACACCACUAUGCGUCGUCUGCUCAUUCCUCCUGUCUAGUUUCUUUGCUGCUUCCAUUAAAAUGUGCGUGACCAUCUAGCCCAGAAAUUUGCAGUCUCAUGGGUCUUGUUAAGCCAGUACGUAAAUUACCUUUAUUACAGGCAAUCAAGGCACCACAUCAAGAGCUAUCAAACAGAAGGCACACAUACAUCGUUUUGGAGUAGUUGGUAAUUUAAGGUGCUGCUUCAGGAUAAGAAACUUAAUUCCAAUGACUUCCCAUCUGUGCUGAGCUUUCUUGGCAUCAAAAGCAGGCUGUAGAGCAUUGUGACUCUCCCUCUCUCACAGGAGUGCUGAGAACUGAAAGUUUUGUGUUAUUUCUUGGCUAUAUCUUUUCCAUUCUACAUUUGCCUGUACCAGAACCAGAUUCACUGUUGCUGCAGUUUCAUUCUGCUCCACCCUCAUUUGAGCACGCAUUUUUCUUUGAAUUCCUGAACACCGCAGCCGUGCUUGCAUUUGGGGAUAGUGUGCAUAAGAGUGGCAGACGUGCCUCUCGCACCACUUUUUCUUGCAUUGUGUCCUCUGUGUGCUUACGGUGGUGACAGUUGUUGGGUGCAUUGUAGUAGGAGGAGAGCACGUGCUGUUUAUUAGCCUUUCUCUUUUUGGCAAUGUACAGAAGCAUGUUUACACGCGCACUGGACCCACUUUGUGUAUGAUAAUGUUAACGCCUCACCACCACUCGUCCCCUUUGCGUGGUCUCUCGCAUUGGUGUGGGCCUAUUUAUCGAGUGUAUGUACAAGUGUGCAUCUGAAGCUGUGUAGAUACUAUACCUUACUGCUGGUAUUUCUAUGUACCAUAGGAAAUAAAGAUCAUUUUCAACAAUGGC
This is a messenger RNA of Dermacentor andersoni, 10851 nucleotides long. RefSeq names its product E3 ubiquitin-protein ligase pellino (gene Pli). Gene Ontology annotation, molecular function: protein binding; ubiquitin protein ligase activity. Gene Ontology annotation, biological process: protein polyubiquitination; regulation of Toll signaling pathway. NCBI's taxonomy places the organism in Eukaryota, Metazoa, Arthropoda, Arachnida, Ixodida, Ixodidae. The record is from RefSeq and is a predicted model, not a curated record.